Ricinus communis (castor bean) is the source of this 1302-nucleotide messenger RNA. RefSeq names its product binding partner of ACD11 1. The record is from RefSeq and is a predicted model, not a curated record. The coding region runs from base 171 to 986 and encodes 271 amino acids. The transcript is spliced from 8 exons. Lineage: Eukaryota; Viridiplantae; Streptophyta; Magnoliopsida; Malpighiales; Euphorbiaceae. Gene Ontology annotation, molecular function: RNA binding.
AUAAAAAAGGGAACCAGUACAUUCUCUGCUGCCUGCUCUCCCAUUGUUCUCUCUGUAUCCAACUUGUCAGGUCAAGCUCGCUCAUUGCUUUGCUGCCUCUUUUAUUUACUCCUCUCUCUCUCUCUCUCUCCCUCCCUCCCUCUUUCUUGCAAGAAGAAGAGCAACUUACAAUGCAGCAGCAAACAAGAACUGUUCAAGUGAAGCAUUUAUCAGAUCUAGCGAGCGAGAGAGAGAUUCAUGAGUUCUUCUCUUUUUCUGGUGAAAUCGAACACAUUGACAUCGUACGUGAAAAUGGGGAAUCAAGGACUGCGUUUGUUACAUUCAAAGAUCCUAAAGCACUUGAAAUUGCUUUAUUAUUAUCCGGAGCAACUAUAGUGGACAAAAUAGUGAGUAUAACUCCUGUUGAAAAUUAUGUGCCAAAACGUGAGCUUCAGGAAGUAAGAAAUGUGAAUGAUGCUGUAUCUGUUGUUAUUACUGAGAGCUUUCCAUCAAUGGAUCAGGCUAAAACUAGCCCACCAAAUAAUGGGAGAAUGUAUGUCAAUAGAGCACAAGAAGUGGUUUCAACAAUGCUUGCAAAAGGUUCAGCUUUGGGCCAAGAUGCAAUGAAUAAGGCCAAGGCAUUUGACGAGAAACAUCAGCUGACUGCUAGUGCAUCUGCCAAGGUCUUUUCUCUUGAUCGAAAAGUUGGGCUCACAGAAAAAUUGACAGUUGGAAUUUCAGUAGUAAAUGAGAAAGUGAAGUCUGUGGAUCAAAGGCUUCAUGUAUCGGAUAAAACAAUGGCAGCAAUAUUUGCGGCAGAGAGGAAGAUAAAUGACACAGGAUCAGCUGUCAAAUCAAGCAGAUAUGUGACAGCUGGAGCAGCUUGGCUAAAUGGGGCCUUUGAUAAGGUGGCAAGGGCUGGUCAGGCUGCUGGUACAAAAACCAGGGAAAAGUUCAAUAUGGCUGUAUCCAACUUGACUGCUAAAGAAUCGCCGAUUGCAGUGUAAGCUAGAUUUUGGUGCCACCAGGAGCUCAUUCAUCAGAUUUUUUGGACAAAUACAGUGGACCCUUGUGUUGCUCCAAUCACUGAGUUCAGAGAAAGUGUGUUGAUGUUGGAGUUGCAUGCUUGCGGAAGGAUGAGAAGUUUGUGCAGUGUUCCCUUUAUGCAUAUCCGUCUUUGGUUUGGCGUGUAAGAUUAGUGAACCCAAUAUUCUUCCUAUUUUCCAAUAUUCUUUGAUUCCUAGGGUAAUAUGCCUAUGACUUCCUUGUAAUUCUGCUGUUUGCCACAAUGAUUUUAAGUCAAAAAGAAAAAAAUUAAAAUCA